This is a messenger RNA of Trichoderma asperellum CBS 433.97, 670 nucleotides long. RefSeq lists its product as uncharacterized. The record is from RefSeq and is a predicted model, not a curated record. Lineage: Eukaryota; Fungi; Ascomycota; Sordariomycetes; Hypocreales; Hypocreaceae.
AUUGCUUUGCCCAGCGUGGAAUUCGUCCGCCUAGAUCCCGGAUUGCAAUCGUCACGCUCCCACGCGCAGUCUAGCCCUUUUCGAGACCCUCUGUUAGGGGUCCAGACCAAAAUGCCGAGGCCAGCCGGCCGCUUCUCUGGGGCUCCUACGGCAUCGGCGGUCUCUGGACUAUCGGACCUGCGGCGAAUCGUGCCCUCGCUGAUGGAAAUCGCCGGCACCUCCACGGCGUUGGCUCUCCAGGCGUGCAGGGAGCUACAGGGAGCAAGCCCAACGUCUGGAGCCUCUGCUCCACCGGCGUGCUGCUACACGCUCACACUUGCACUUAGGGGUAUAGCGGCGGCGUAUCUUCGUCUCCAAUGCCUGGAUCCAGCUCGAGUAGGUGACACAUUGAUUCCACGCGGCGUCGACGGUUCUAUCGAUUGCCCGCUUUCCCACGGGCCUAUAACUGUCGUCGUCUCCCCCAGUGGUCAGGUGGUUUGGAAAUUGACUCUCUCUCAUCAGCAUCCGCAUUUAUGAAUUUGUACGUGAAAACCAAAAAAAAAAAGAAAAAAAAAAAGCAAACAAGCCAGAGCACUUGUCCUAACAGCUUCUAUUUCUUAUCAUAGUAUCUGCCUCGCUGCCCAGCCAUCUGCUCAGAUCACUAUUUAGCUGGUACGUCAAUCGGCACGUC